AAAACCGAAAGGACUUUUGUGUUUCGCGAAUUUUUUAUCUCUUCCCUUUUCAAAAUCUCGAAUUCUCUCUCACAAAGAAGCAAAGAUCUCAACUCCAUUAUUUGGCCCAUCAGAUUUCGCCCAAUUUGGAUCCAACUCAAACAAACAACUUUCUUAAGAAAGAAUAGUUAAGAUAUUGGAAAAAGAAUGAACAGAUGUCACUUUAAAAGAACUUUCCAAAGCUCUAUAUAAAUAAAUUAUCAGAGGAGAAGCGAAAGAAGCAAAGCACCCAAGAGAAGAAGGGAAAGUAAACAAAGAAAGAAGAAUGAAGCAAUGCACAGAUGGAAAACUCGCUUGCGAUUCAGAAGAACUAUCCAUGCUCAAAAAUCAAGAAGUCUGUCCUAAAAGAAAACUACCAAAGAGAAUAAUACUGGUCAGGCAUGGCGAGAGCCAAGGGAACUUGGACAUGUCAGCAUACACAACUACACCAGACUAUCGAAUCCCUCUAACUCCUCUUGGGCUUGAGCAGGCUCGAGCUGUGGGUCAAAAUAUUCGACGAGUGGUUUCUGGUGGUUUUGAGGAGGCGAUAGAAAAUUGGAAGGUGUAUUUUUAUGUGUCGCCUUAUGAGAGGACACGAGGAACUUUAAGAGAGAUGGGACGAGCGUUUGGGAGGAAGAGGAUUAUUGGGGUGAGAGAGGAGUGUAGGAUUAGGGAGCAGGAUUUUGGGAAUUUCCAGGUGGAGGAGAGGAUGAAGGCGGUGAAGCAGACGAGGGAGAGGUUUGGGAGGUUUUUCUUUCGGUUCCCGGAGGGCGAGUCUGCCGCCGAUGUGUUUGAUAGAGUUGCAAGCUUCAUGGAGUCCUUAUGGAGAGACAUCGACAUGAAGAGACUCGACCAAGAUGAGACCACAGAAACCAACCUCAUAAUAGUAUCACAUGGCCUCACCUCCAGAGUAUUCCUAAUGAAGUGGUUCAAGUGGACAGUUGACCAGUUUGAGACGCUCAACAAUUUUGGCAACUGCGAGUAUAGAGUGAUGCAGUUGGGGCCCACAGGGGAGUACAGCCUCGCAAUUCACCACUCAAAGGAGGAGAUGGAGCAGUGGGGGCUUUCGCCUGAGAUGAUAGCUGAUCAGCAAUGUAGAGCUGGUGUUAGUAGCUGGAAUGAGCUCUCGUCAUCGUAUCUUGAGAGUUUCUUUAAUGGGGUUAAUGAGCCUUCAUCGGAGGAGGAUAAUUUGGAUGAAAAAUUGUGAUUGUUGAUGUUUGAAAAACAUACCAACUUGGGUUUAGAGUAAUUCUUUGAACAGUUAUGUAUUCUGAUGUUUAGUCUUGUUUUUCUUUGGGUUAAUUAUGGAUCGAUUCCCUAUACUAUCGCCAAAUUGAACUUACUACCUAAAGUUCUAUUGUUGUAGAAAGACACCUGAGUGAAAAUUUUUGAGCCUUUCAGGAUCUAUCUAUAGCAAAAGAACUCCUUCGGUGGGUCUAUUGGCAACAAAGAACUAUAGGGUAAGUUCAAUUUGGAAUAGUUCAAGGGGUUAUUUGCAAUUAAC
This is a messenger RNA of Asparagus officinalis (garden asparagus), 1522 nucleotides long. Its product is annotated as phosphoglycerate mutase-like protein AT74H. The transcript has 3 exons. Bases 305 to 1225 code for a protein of 306 amino acids. Gene Ontology annotation, molecular function: phosphatase activity. Lineage: Eukaryota; Viridiplantae; Streptophyta; Magnoliopsida; Asparagales; Asparagaceae. The record is from RefSeq and is a predicted model, not a curated record.